Tigriopus californicus is the source of this 1734-nucleotide messenger RNA. RefSeq names its product nucleolar complex protein 4 homolog. Gene Ontology annotation, cellular component: Noc4p-Nop14p complex; small-subunit processome; nucleolus. NCBI's taxonomy places the organism in Eukaryota, Metazoa, Arthropoda, Copepoda, Harpacticoida, Harpacticidae. Gene Ontology annotation, biological process: ribosome biogenesis. The record is from RefSeq and is a predicted model, not a curated record.
CAACCACUUCUUCAUGGCCCCAGCCGUGUCCAGUGCGGCGGGUGGCCGGGGACCGGGUGGACGGGCCGGCGCCGACUCAAUCCGACAGACCGCUCACCUCAUUCGCCAAGAUCCGCGACAGCUCAAUCAGUUGUUGGAUUUAGUGGACCAGUUAGACCACAGCGUGUGGCCGUCGGACGGAGCUGCAUUGCCCGUGGGAUUGCGGCCCCGCGUCAUCGCCACUAUCCAAGCCUGCACCGACAUUUUGCUACAUUAUCAAGCUCGCGGCGACCUGACGGAACCGCCUCCCGACUCAGCCGAUCCGCCCACCCCGGCUCAGCAAACCUUGCUCGAAUGGUGGCGACAGCGAACCCAAGACAUUUGGCAGGCGCUCUUGGCCCUCGUGACGGCUGAUCAUCCGCUGGAGGCGGCCCGCGAUUUUGCCCUAGUGGCGUUGAUGCGCCUGUUACAAUUAGAGCCGGCGCCCAGGCCCAAGGGCCGUGCCACCACUGCCACGCAUUGGAGUCCGGUCCAGGCUCGACGGUUCAAGUCCCUGAUCCUGGCCUUGUGUCAGGCCCCGCGCUCGACUCACCGUCAAAUCCAGCGUUGCCAAGAGUUCCUGGAAUUCGUUGACGUGCAGCAACAAGCUCUUCAUACGUUGGCCAUGUUUCUCAAAAGCGCGCUCAAAGCCACGGCCACCCCGUUAAACCAGAUCACGCAGGGUAAUGUCAUGAGCUUCCUCGAGGUCUUGAAUUUUCGUCAACUCACCGAAAAGGACCAGCCCCGCAGCUGGCUGUGCCAAGACCAAGCUGAUCGCAAUCAGUUCCCCUACGCCUACCCCAAAGUCCGACAAACCUUUAGCGAGAUUUGGGAGCGAUUUCUCAAGCUCAAUUUUGAUCUGGACUUAUACAAGCGUGUGCUGAUCAUCAUGGAUGAGAAGAUUAUGGCUCAUUUGACCCGGCCUUUGUUACUCACGGACUUUUUGAUUAACUCCUAUCACGUGGGCGGACCCAUCAGCAUCUUGGCCCUCAACGGCGUAUUCACGCUCAUUCAGAACUACCAUCUCGAGUAUCCGGAUUUCUAUCAGAAACUCUACGCCUUAUUGCAGCCCGAUAUCCUCCAUGCCAAGUACCGCGCCCGCUUCUUUUACAUGGCCGAUAUUUUCUUAACGUCCACGCAUUUGCCCGAGUACUUGGUGGCGGCCUUCGCCAAACGCUUGGCCCGUCUCACACUCACCGCUCCGGCGCCCGCUUUUUUGAUGAUCUUACCCUUCAUCGGAAAUCUGUUGCUCCGACAUAAAAGUUUGCUGAAACUCCUUCAUGGCCAGCCCCCUGAAUCCGAUGAACCUGCCCCGGAGCUUGAAUCGGAUCCCUACCGAUCGGACGAGCCUGAUCCGGCCCAAUGUCGAGCUUUGGACAGUUGCUUGUGGGAGAUUCAGACCCUUCAACAUCACGCACUACCGCAAGUUUCGCAAGUGGCCAAAACCAUGUUCAAAAAGCUGCCCGAAAUGGAAUGGGACCUAUCACAAUAUCUGGAUAUUACGAUCGAUGACAUGAUGACGGUUGAGACAAAAAAGACCAUCUUUGUAAACGUACCGUUGAACUUCGAACGGCCAACGGGGUUGAAAUUUCCAAAAAAUGACCUCACUGAUCAAAUUUUUGCCCUUUAGUGAGGGUCUACGAUGAAGUUGGUGUCCUUCUGGAUGUGUUCCCGGCAAAAACCUAUGAAUUUGAAUAAAGGUUUCAAUAUGGUGUA